Molecule: messenger RNA, 2442 nt
Organism: Papaver somniferum (opium poppy)
Lineage: Eukaryota; Viridiplantae; Streptophyta; Magnoliopsida; Ranunculales; Papaveraceae
Product: cation/H(+) antiporter 15-like
Exons: 3
Coding region: 1-2442 (813 amino acids)
Biological process (GO): proton transmembrane transport; regulation of pH
Cellular component (GO): endomembrane system; membrane
Molecular function (GO): antiporter activity
Source: RefSeq, a predicted model, not a curated record
AUGGGAUCAAAUGCACAUAUAUUUGCUCUCUGUACAAUUCCAGGACAAGUCGGUUCGGGAGGAUUGUUUUAUCAACGUUUAAAUGAUUUUUCGGGUUUUGCUCCUCUACCAAGUGUUUGCUUGCAAAUUUCUAUACUUUCACUUGUACCUCAUUUCAUUCAUAUGGUAUUGUCACGGUUCCAUCAACCGUUACUUGUUUCUCAAAUACUGGGAGGGAUACUUGCAAGUCCAUGGAUUCUUAGCUAUCCACUUAUUAAAAUAUCAGAUCGCACGCCUAUAGGGAUUACAUAUUUCCUAUUCCCUAAAGAUGGAUUUCAAGUGGUAGACAUGCUUGCUCAUUUCAGUUCCAUGUUUUUUAUGUUUAAAGUGGGAGUUCAAAUGGAUCCUAAAAUAUUGAAGAAAGCUCGUUGGCCAACAUACAUCAUCGGAUUCUGUUGUAUUGUUUUCUCCUAUAUAUCAGGAGAAUUACUUAGCCGUAUACCCGCAUAUGAUGAUAUAAAUGGAUUAAAGUCACCUACGAAGAUGACAGGGUUUCAGAGCUCUAAGAAAGUAGUAAAUCUAUUCGGCAUGAUUUCUUUUCCUGUUAUUGCUUAUAUGCUUACUGAUCUCAACAUUCUUAACUCUGACCUAGGCAGUUUAGCAAUUCAUGUAGCCAUGGUUGCUGAUUUUCUUCAUACGGGUGAAAAAUUCUUCACCUUACUCGGCCAAUUAUUCUCAAGAGGAAACCCAACACAUGGAAGAACUGUAGUGUUACUCAUGUUGGGGACGCUGAUAUACAUAUUUUUAAUUGUGCGCCCGGCAGCAUUAUGGGUUGUAAAGAAUACACCUGAAGGAAGACCAGUAAAUGAUGUUUACAUUUCCUUAAUAAUGAUUUCAGUUCUACUAUGUGGUCUAGCUAGUGAAUAUUGCGGAUUGAAUGGUACGGUUGGGGCAUUCUUUCUUGGUUUGGCUAUACCUGAUGGUCCACCUUUAGGAUCUGCUCUAGUUCAGAAACUACGCAUUGUGACUGUAUUUUUCAUGCCUCUUCAUAUGGGGAUCGUUGGGUUUAAGACGAACAUUUACGAUGUCCAUUUUACAUAUCUAUGGCGUGUUUUUCUGGUCAUCCUUGGUUGUAUCCUUGGAAAGUUUAUCGGGCUUUUCAUCCCAGCUGUGCUUCUUGGAGUCUCUGAGCGAGAUAGUUUGUUGCUUGGACUCAUUAUGAACUUUAAAGGCAUUGUCGAGGUUUCCAUACUUAACACCUGGCUAGAUUCAAAACAACAACAAGAAAUAUUUAGUGCAGCAAAUACAAUCAUGGUUCUCACACUUGUAGUGCUAGUAGCAGUUAUUACACCAGCGGUGAAAUACCUCUAUGACCCUUCAUUGAAAUACUUAACCUACAAAGGGAGGUCUAUUUUGCAGUCGAAUGGAAACAACUCAGAUUUUCGUGUACUUGUAUGUGUUCAUACCCAAGACGAGGUUCCAGGCAUAAUCAGACUCCUUGAAGCCUCUAAUCCUACAGAACUCCACUCCCUCACCGUUUAUCUCCUCCAUCUUGUUGAACUCGUUGGUCGUGCUACUCCUCUUCUUAUUUCCCACCCAUUGCAUAAACGUGCUUCCACAUCGAACCUUACCAAAUCGGAUAGGAUUAUCAAUGUCUUCCAGCAAUUCCAAAACCGGUACCAGAACCUUGUUACAGUUCAUCCAUUCUCCACCAUCUCUCCGUAUGCUUCAAUGCACACCGACAUAUGCAGCAUGUCAGUUGACAAGAGGACUGCUCUCAUAAUCUUCCCUUUCUACAGGCAAGACGCAGUAAGUAGGAGGGAUGAUCUUGCCAGAUCAAAUAUAUCUAAUCGUUCUAUCAAAACACUUCUUCAAAAUCUGUUGCGAAGCUCCCCUUGCUCACUCGGGGUGUUCAUUGAUGGUAAUAAUCACCAAACACAACCUCCUUGCUUCUUUUCCGACACGCCUUACCGCGUGAUAGUACUCUUUUUUGGCGGCCCGGAUGAUCGAGAAGCACUGGCUUUUGCGAUGAACAUGAUUCAUCAUCCGGAAGUCUUUGUUACUCUUGUUAGGUUUUAUUGUCCUGCGACUCUGUCAUCUGAUGGAGUUAUUGACUAUGGCAACGAAUCUGUUAGCAUUGAUGUUGAUAGGCACAAGUUACUUGAUGAUGAAUUGGUAAACCAUUUCAGGGUUAACACAGCGCACGACGACACCUUGAUAUAUAAAGAAGUAGAGGUGAAAGAUGUUGCGGAAACAAUAUGGGCAGUCCGGUCACUUCACGACGAUUUCGAUCUUAUGGUCGUAGGGAGACAACAGAUCAUUGAUUCAAAAAUAUUUUCAGGAUUAGAUACUGAUUGGGCGGAAUGUGAAGAUCAUGGAGCUAUCGGAGCUAUGGUAACAUCUCCUGAUUAUGAUGCUGAAGGCUCAAUCUUAAUAGUUCACCAACGGCAAGAUAUUAAUUAG